Rhagoletis zephyria (snowberry fruit fly) is the source of this 515-nucleotide messenger RNA. RefSeq lists its product as uncharacterized. The record is from RefSeq and is a predicted model, not a curated record. NCBI's taxonomy places the organism in Eukaryota, Metazoa, Arthropoda, Insecta, Diptera, Tephritidae.
GCCACGCGGUUUCGAAGGCGAUGAAUGCACUUUGUGUGGAAGUAUACAACAAAAUAAUUUUGCUACCAACUGCAGAAGGAACCCACGGAUUACCUACACUGGGGUGAUAUGGUGUUUGCCAUUGGCAUCUUUGUAUAGCAUGGCAACCAAAAAUCUGGCAUAUGCACAUACAUACGUAUGCUUUUCCAACAAACGAAAAAAAAUGCUGCCCCGUGCCACAGGCAUAUUUAAAACUGCGACCGUUUGCUCGAUCCCAAAAAAACAAGGCAUCUUCUGUCGGCUUCGGGGCAUCGUAUUGCGCUUCAUUCUUCCUAACGUAAUUCGUUUUGUGGAUCGUAUUCACCUAAAGCUGCCUUUAUACGAUCAAUAUUGUUUUUCUCCAAACAAGCAAGUUGCCGAGCAAUUCAUCAAAAUGUUGCGCCUUUCAUACCACUCGCCACCCAACAAUGCAUACUAAUAUCUACGCGCUUUGAUAAGCUAUGCAAGGUACGCAAUAAGGCGUAAAUAAUAAACGU